Molecule: messenger RNA, 401 nt
Organism: Colossoma macropomum (tambaqui)
Lineage: Eukaryota; Metazoa; Chordata; Actinopteri; Characiformes; Serrasalmidae
Product: histone H2B
Exons: 1
Coding region: 12-386 (124 amino acids)
Cellular component (GO): nucleosome
Molecular function (GO): structural constituent of chromatin; DNA binding; protein heterodimerization activity
Source: RefSeq, a predicted model, not a curated record
AAGAGAAAACCAUGCCUGAACCCGCCAAGUCCGCCCCGAAGAAGGGCUCCAAGAAAGCCGUGACUAAGACGGCUGGUAAGGGAGGCAAGAAGCGCAGAAAGUCCAGGAAGGAGAGCUACGCGAUCUACGUGUACAAGGUGCUGAAGCAGGUCCACCCCGACACCGGCAUUUCUUCCAAGGCGAUGGGCAUCAUGAACUCGUUCGUCAACGACAUUUUCGAGCGCAUCGCCGGUGAGUCGUCCCGUUUGGCUCAUUACAACAAACGCUCCACCAUCACGUCCAGGGAGAUCCAGACCGCCGUGCGCCUGCUUCUUCCCGGUGAGCUGGCCAAGCACGCCGUGUCCGAGGGCACCAAGGCCGUCACCAAGUACACCAGCUCCAAGUAAGAAGUGACAAACUUC